Pseudogymnoascus destructans is the source of this 312-nucleotide messenger RNA. RefSeq lists its product as uncharacterized. Bases 1 to 312 code for a protein of 103 amino acids. The record is from RefSeq and is a predicted model, not a curated record. The transcript is spliced from 2 exons. NCBI's taxonomy places the organism in Eukaryota, Fungi, Ascomycota, Leotiomycetes, Thelebolales, Thelebolaceae.
AUGAGAAUACCAAAGCUCUUCGAUAUCAACACUCGCACUCGCACUCACACUCACACACAAUACAAUUCAACAAACCCAACAAACCCAACACACACCCACCAAACCCCCAAAACCCCAAAACCGUCAUCAUGCCUGGCUGCUCUUGCGCUGCUGCCUGCGCCUGCGAUUCAGGAUGCGGCUGCGCCAGCUGCGGAUGCUGCGCGAAGUAAACGGUUCUUUUACGGCCCUCCGCUCUGUGAUGCUCAUUCCACAUUACCCAUCCCCCUACGGAACUUAUCUGGGGCGGCUCGGCGAUGGCAAUAUCAUACAUGA